AUGUCAGCUGUCAAUGACACCAACUUCAACUCUGCAAUGUUCCUUCUCACUGGGAUACCUGGGCAGGAAGACAUCCAUCUCUGGAUCUCUGUCCCCUUCUGCUUAGUGUAUGUUAUUUCUGUAGUAGGAAAUUCAGUCAUUCUGUUCAUUCUAAGAACAGAUACAGGUCUUCAUGAGCCCAUGUAUAUUUUCCUUUCCAUGCUGGCAGUCACAGACCUUGGUUUAUCAAUAGCCACCAUGCCAACAACAUUGGGCACAUUCUUGUUUAAUGCUAGGGAGAUCAGCCUCGAUGCCUGUUUUGCCCAGCUGUUCUUCAUCCACUCGCUUUCAUACAUUGAAUCCUCUGUUCUCUUGUUGAUGGCCUUUGACCGCUUCAUCGCCAUCUCUCACCCACUGAGAUAUGCCUCCAUCUUAACCCUGCCAAGAAUAGCCAAGAUGGGACUGGUGUGUGUGCUAAGAGGGGUUGCCGUAGUAUUCCCACUGCCCUUUCUCCUGAAACGUUCCCAAUAUUGUCAAGACAAUGUCCUCUCCCGUUCCUACUGCUUGAACCAAGAGAUCAUUAAGAUGGCUUGUUCAGAUAUUAGAGUCAGCAGCAUCUAUGGCUUUUUUGUCACAGUCUCCACAGCGAUGUUGGACUCGCUGCUCAUCCUCCUAUCUUAUGUAAAGAUUCUGAAAACAGUGCUGAGCAUUGCCUCCCAUGCGGAGUGCGUCAGGGCACUGAGCACCUGUGUCUCCCACUUCUGUGCUGUCCUACUCUUCUACAUACCAGGGAUUGGCUUGUCUGUAGUACAGAGAUUCGGGAAUAGCUCUUUUCCCUUGCUUCAGAUUCUCAUCGGCUAUGUCUACCUGCUGGUCCUGCCCAUGAUGAACCCAAUUGUGUACAGUUUGAAAAGCAAACACCUUCGUGCAAGGAUAAUCAGGGCAUUGAAAAAGAGAGUUCAUCAGCUGGCUCCACCGCUGGUCACAUGA
Molecule: messenger RNA, 969 nt
Organism: Gopherus evgoodei (Goodes thornscrub tortoise)
Lineage: Eukaryota; Metazoa; Chordata; Testudines; Testudinidae
Product: olfactory receptor 51G2-like
Exons: 1
Coding region: 1-969 (322 amino acids)
Biological process (GO): G protein-coupled receptor signaling pathway
Cellular component (GO): membrane
Molecular function (GO): G protein-coupled receptor activity; olfactory receptor activity
Source: RefSeq, a predicted model, not a curated record